AUGGGCAAAUCAUUUCACAAAGUUACUGUAUGCAUCGCUGGAAAUUUUGGUGCUCAGAAUGACAAGAUCAAACAAUGGGUGGAAGUGAAUGGUGGAACUUUUUCAAAGAAGGUGACUGCCGACGUGACCCAUUUGAUUGCCACCGAGCCUGCAGUUCGCAAGAACGUCCCGGAAGUGCGUGCUGCUAAGCGGAUCAAGGGUAUAAAAAUCGUAUCUUAUGAAUGGCUUGAGGACUCCCUUUUAUCGAAAUCAAAGCGCCCGAAGCGAGAAGCGCCGUAUCUAUUGACAGCCAAGAUGGAAGCUGGAAGGAAAAAGGCACGGGCGCAAAAAAAUAAGGGUAAAGACGGUAAUACUACGAGGCAACUUUCUGAAUUGGAUGGAUACCACCCUUAUACUGAUAAUACCGGGCAUCGCUAUUCUGCAAUACUUGUCCGUCCUGGGCCUCUUCCUAGGCGCAAGGAGAGACACGUCCUCAAGAUCUUCGAGUCCGAUUCGGUCCCUCACACAUACGCAACUCUUGUCAAGUACACGCGGAUUGGUAGAAGUGCUUCUGAUUUUCUGGCUCCGCCGGGCAGUACCUUCGACGUGGCGGUUCGUGCUUUUAAUAAAUUUUUCAAAGCUAAGUCUGGAAUAAACUGGGACCAAAGAGAUAGAAAGCCUCCUCUUAAGACAACGGAGGAGGGCGCUAAAGUUCCACCGGACGAGGGCUGGUUUGAAUAUAUGCCGGAAAAGUCGUCCUCUACUGCAGCCCCUAAAUAUGACGAGGAAACAGCGACUGCCGCCACAGUCGCGAUGUUACAGGAUGCUAUCAACGAAAUGGAGUCAAGUGAGGCCCGUGGACUUGUUACUGGUGAUCCAUGA
Coccidioides posadasii C735 delta SOWgp is the source of this 861-nucleotide messenger RNA. RefSeq lists its product as uncharacterized. NCBI's taxonomy places the organism in Eukaryota, Fungi, Ascomycota, Eurotiomycetes, Onygenales, Onygenaceae. The record is from RefSeq and is a predicted model, not a curated record. Gene Ontology annotation, biological process: DNA replication initiation; mitotic G2 DNA damage checkpoint signaling; mitotic DNA replication checkpoint signaling.